AGAGUGAUUUCUCUUGCAUCCUCCGUCUAGGGUUUUCACCAGCUCGUCUUCGUCGCAUUUUCCUCUAACGCAACAAUGGUUCUCCAAAACGACAUCGAUCUGCUCAACCCUCCAGCUGAGCUCGAGAAGAGAAAGCACAAGCUCAAGCGUCUCGUGCAGUCUCCUAACUCCUUCUUCAUGGACGUUAAGUGCCAGGGAUGCUUCAACAUAACGACAGUGUUCAGCCACUCGCAAACAGUUGUAGUGUGUGGAAACUGUCAGACGGUUCUGUGCCAGCCCACUGGUGGUAAAGCCAGGCUCACUGAGGGAUGCUCUUUCAGGAAGAAGUGAAGAAUAAUUCAUCUUUUUACAAAUGUUGCUGUGAGGGAAGUCAAGAUCUUUAUUCAGUUUGCUUAGUACUUCUUAUUGUAUUGUGACGUUCUUUCUUUUUUUUGAUUAUGAGAAGAUUUUGAAACUAUCAUCAAACCACUAGUUGGAUUCUAAUUCGUCUGCUUUCAUUUAGUUAUAAAUUAUUCUCGCAUCAA
Messenger RNA from Brassica oleracea var. oleracea, 524 nucleotides. Its product is annotated as 40S ribosomal protein S27-2. Gene Ontology annotation, molecular function: structural constituent of ribosome; RNA binding. NCBI's taxonomy places the organism in Eukaryota, Viridiplantae, Streptophyta, Magnoliopsida, Brassicales, Brassicaceae. The record is from RefSeq and is a predicted model, not a curated record. Gene Ontology annotation, cellular component: ribosome; cytosolic small ribosomal subunit. Gene Ontology annotation, biological process: translation; ribosomal small subunit assembly. The transcript is spliced from 4 exons. The coding region runs from base 76 to 330 and encodes 84 amino acids.